UACUAGAAAUAGUAGGUGUAUUUACCUCAGAAAAAGGAAAAAGGGCAAAAUAGGUGUAAGAAUCUAAACAGUAUUUCAACAAGAAAAUAAAUUGGAAAAGUUGGGCUGUUAUUUUCCAAGGCUUGUGGUCUGACACAAGCAAGAAUGUGAGUCGGAAAUCAAAAAUUCCAAAGAGCAGAUAAAUACAUACAUAUAGAUACACUUUAAGACCUCACUCUCUUGGAAGGUCCGUUUUCAGACACCACAUUUUGCAGAUGCUAGAGAGAGAAACUGAAUGCGGACACAGAGAGAGGCUGAGUUGAUGUUGAAUUGAACCCUUUAAAUUGUUGGCGGCGGCAAUGGAUUCCGGGAAAAGGUGCUUGCUUUUGUUUUCGGUUUUGUUGAUUUUGGCAGAGGUGAUGUGUGUGGUGAUGGGCAAUUUGGUGUUUGAAGUUCAUCACAAGUAUGGUGGCCGCGGCGAGGGAAUGGCGGCGCUGGGGGCGCUGAGAGCGCACGACUCGCGCCGCCACGGCAGAAUGCUUGCCGCCAUUGAUUUUCAGCUCGGCGGCGACGGCUCGCCCACUAGCGCUGCGCUCUAUUACACCAAAAUUACUAUCGGGUCUCCUCCAGUUGACUAUCACGUCCAGGUAGAUACAGGAAGUGAUAUUUUAUGGGUGAAUUGUCACAACUGCGACAGGUGUCCCACUAAAAGUGAUCUCCAUAUAGAAUUAAAACAGUAUGACUUGGCGGCUUCCUCCAGUGGAAAGGUGAUCACUUGUGAUCAAGAUUUCUGUGAUGCUGCGUUCAGUAGCCCAAAUGCAAAUUGCCAAGCUGGUAUGAACUGCCAAUAUUCUGUUACUUACGGAGAUGGGAGCAGAACUGAGGGAUACUUUGUCAGGGAUAAUUUCAGAUUUGACCAAGUGACUGGAAACCUUCAAACCUCAUCAAUGAAUGGAUCCAUAGCAUUUGGGUGCUCAGCCAAACAAUCUGGAGAAUUGGGUUCAUCUUCUGAGGCCGUUGAUGGAAUAGUUGGUUUUGGACAAGCAAAUACAUCCAUUCUCUCACAACUUGCUUCGGCAAAUAAGGUGAAAAAGAUCUUUUCACAUUGCCUAGAUGGUAGCAAAGGAGGUGGAAUUUUCGCUAUUGGAGAAGUAGUGCAGCCCAAAGUCAACACAACACCACUGGUUCCAAAUGAGCCACAUUACAAUGUGAAUCUAAAGUCAGUUGAGGUAGGUGGUCAAUUCUUAAACCUUCCGACAGACUUGUUUGACACGGGAUCAAGUAAAGGGACUAUAAUUGACAGUGGUACAACAUUGGCGUAUCUUCCAUCCGAGGUUUAUCAGCAGCUUUUGGACCGGAUGAUGGCGCAACAUCCAGAUCUGCAAACUCAUAUAGUUGAGCAACAGUUCAAAUGUUUUGUGUUCAGUGGGAAUGUGAAUGAUGGAUUUCCAGUUGUAAACUUCCAUUUUGAGGACUCUCUCGUUUUGCCAGUGCAUCCCAGCAAUUAUCUCUUUAAAAUCGGUGAGAACGAAUAUUGUAUAGGUUGGCAAAAUAGUGGGAUGCAGACAAAGGAUGGAAGGGAAAUAACUUUGUUGGGAGAUAUAGUAUUAUCGGACAAGCUCGUUUUGUAUGACCUGGAAAAUCAGACCAUUGGAUGGACACAAUAUAACUGUUCGUCAAGCAUCAAAGUGAGAGAUGAAGCUACGGGGAAUGUUUAUGCCGUUGGCGCACAUGAUAUAUCAUCUGCUUUCAGUCUGUCGAAGGCGAAUUUUAUAGCAAUCGUUUUAUUUAUAGCUGCCCUCCACAAACUGAUAGAGUGAGUGAGUGAAUUAUACAGCAGCAGCAGCAGCUUUCUCAGGUAAUGCUGCUCUUGUACAAUAGUAUAUGUUGAUGCUGGGGGCCAUUUGUACUUGCAUUCUUGAACUAAUGAUAGAAAAAAAAAAAAGGUUUGCUUCGAUUCGAAUGGUUAAAA
Messenger RNA from Salvia miltiorrhiza (redroot sage), 1951 nucleotides. RefSeq names its product aspartic proteinase 36-like. Gene Ontology annotation, biological process: proteolysis. The transcript has 11 exons. The coding region runs from base 339 to 1799 and encodes 486 amino acids. Gene Ontology annotation, molecular function: aspartic-type endopeptidase activity. Lineage: Eukaryota; Viridiplantae; Streptophyta; Magnoliopsida; Lamiales; Lamiaceae. The record is from RefSeq and is a predicted model, not a curated record.